Messenger RNA from Peronospora belbahrii, 1029 nucleotides. The record is from the annotation of a GenBank genome assembly. Lineage: Eukaryota; Oomycota; Peronosporomycetes; Peronosporales; Peronosporaceae.
AUGGACGAAAGCUGGAUCGCUCUUAUCGUCCCUGUUGGUGUCUGCAUUCUCUCAUGGCUCUGGUCGCUGCUUCUAGCACCACGUUUUAAUGUACACGGCAAGCACGUGCUAUUCACAGGUGCUGAGACUUCACUGAGUCUAGCAAUUGCCAAGAAGUAUAUCAAGAAAGGGGCCAAUGUCUCGCUGAUUGGUCCUUCCAUGGGAUCUUUUCUCAAGGCUGAGCUUCAGAAACUAGCAGGACCCACGGUAUCGAUAUUCAUGUUUGAGUGUGAUCUCGUGGACUCGAAGCAAGUACAAGAAGCCGUUGAAGAGGCCAAUGCAUUCCAUGGACGACCUACGGACCACAUUGUGUACGUCACUAGCACACGUAUGAAGCCAGGAUACUUUUGGGAACAAGAUGUUGCAUUAAUGAAGGAGGCAAUGGAUAUCAAUUACUAUGGUGCUGUUGUCCUACUCAAGGCUGCUCUUCCAGCAAUGAUUGAAGCUAAAACCCGUGGACGUAUUGUAUUUGUGAGCAGUGUGGAUACUUUCAAGUUUCCCAUUGGUAGUGGUGCCUACAGUAGUUCGAUAAAUGCCAUUCGAGGUCUAGCUGACAGCUUGCGUAAUGAGCUGUUGUUGUAUAACAUUUCUGUGGCCGUCUUCUACCCUGGCACAUCGUCGGACAACGUCUUGGACACGUCAAAGGAAUCAAAGGCGUUGAAACAAGCUCCACAGGAAGAUUGCGCAAACGAUAACGACAUUUCAACGGAUUAUUCCACGUUCACGGACCACAGUUCGGCAAGCACAAAGUUAUCCGACAAGGAAGCACAGGUUCUUAUCAAUGGUCUUUGGUUUGGUCAAUAUUCUAUCACGACUACGUGGGAUGGAUUCUUGCUCCGUAUGCUCAGCAAUGGCGUUGCGCCACGGAACAACACCUUCCUGGAGUCCAUUUGUCUCUUUCUCACCGGGGUUUUCUAUUCCACACGUCAAAUGAUGAAGGAGAGAUCUCUGAAGAAGCCUGUUCAUGCUGGCACUGCUGCUUUCGUCUAA